Molecule: messenger RNA, 5480 nt
Organism: Solea solea (common sole)
Lineage: Eukaryota; Metazoa; Chordata; Actinopteri; Pleuronectiformes; Soleidae
Gene: ndrg2
Product: NDRG family member 2
Exons: 16
Coding region: 342-1448 (368 amino acids)
Biological process (GO): signal transduction
Cellular component (GO): cytoplasm
Source: RefSeq, a predicted model, not a curated record
CAGACUAACUUUCCCCACCCCUAAAGUAAAAACUCCGUCGCUCCAUGUUGUUUUGGUUUUUUUUUUCCUCACAGUAGAGCUGCUGAAGAAAAGCGAGAAUAAAAACACACUACAGGAGGGACAAAAGAGGAGGAGAAUAACGGAGGUGGAGGAAGAAAACAAGUGAAGUAAUAAUAACAAGCAGAUUAGUGGGAAAAGACUGGAGUGGACUGGCUGGGAAAAAAGACAAGUGGAGGAAGAGACUUGCCCUAAAUUAAUAUAAAUAUUUAAUUUGAGAGGUUCCUGCUUUUGUGUGAAGAUUUUUUGGUUUACCUUCUGCACACUAAAAAGGAAGUGACACCAUGACAACAGAAAUGCAGGAGAUCGCCAUCACUGAGGACAAGCCUUUACUUACGGGUCAGGCUGACUCCACCAAGGAUGCUGAACUGGCGGCUAGGAUUCUCCUGGACCAGGGACAGGAGCACAGCGUUGAGACGCCUCAUGGAGUUCUGCAUGUGACCCUUCACGGCACGCGAACCACCCGCAGACCUGCGAUCCUCACCUUCCACGACGUGGGCCUGGACGGUAAGAGCUGCUUCUCGCCGCUCUUUAAGUUCGAGGAGAUGCAGGAGAUCAUCAAGCACUUCACCGUGAUUCACGUCGACGCUCCGGGACAAGAAGAGGGCGCGGCUGCCUACCCAACGGGUUACCAGUUUCCCUCCAUGGACACCAUAGCUGAGAUGAUUCCCGCCGUCCUCCAGUUUUUCAACUUCCGCACCGUUAUUGGCAUCGGUGUUGGAGCGGGAGCGUACAUCCUCUCCAAGUUCACACUCGCAAACCCAGAUUCAGUGGAAGGUCUGGUUCUGGUCAACAUCGACCCCAACGCUCGAGGAUGGAUCGACUGGGCCACUCAGAAGCUCAGCUCAGUGACAUCAUCGCUCACAGAUCAGAUCCUGUCUCACCUCUUCAGUCAGGAGGAGCUGUGCUCAAACACAGAGCUGGUGCACACUCACAGAGACAGGAUCAAUAAAGCGUCGAAUCUGGUCAACAUUGAGCUUUUCUGGAAAACGUACAACAGCCGCAGAGACUUGUGCAUCGACCGCAGCAGCACCUUCAAGUGCCCAGUGAUGUUGGUGGUGGGUGAUCAGGCUCCGUACGAGGAAGCCGCUGUGGAGUGCAACAGCAAACUGGACCCAACAACCACCUCAUUCCUGAAAAUGGCCGACGCUGGUGGUCUCCCACAGCUGACACAGCCCGCUAAACUGACCGAGGCGUUCAAGUACUUCAUCCAGGGCAUGGGCUACAUGGCGUCAUCUUGCAUGACCCGCCUGUCCCGCUCGCGCACCACCUCCCUCUCCUCGUCCUACUCCAUGGACGGCUCUCGCUCCCGCUCCCGCACGCUGUCGCAGGGAUCGCAGGGCGGCCAGAUGCCGUCCAGCCCCUCCCAAACCAUGGAGGUGUCCUGCUGAAGAAAUAUAGCAAGAGAGAGAGAGAGUGAGAGAGAAUGAUGGAGAGUGAGAGGGAGUGAAAGGAGUGAGGGAAAGCUGAUGAUGCACGACAAUAACACAGGAGCAAGAACGAGUGGGUUUACGAAUUUGUCAGUGAACAAAACCCCGUCACCCCCCCCCCCCCAGUGGAGCCGACGAGAAACAGACGGAGGGAGAGAGGAAGAUGGAAGUGAAUCCUCCACUUUUUUUUUUCUCCUCAAAUCCCUGAAAAUAUUAGUUGAGAAGAGAUUGAACGCCAAAUGGUGGAGGUGGGGAAAGAAUGGCGGCCAUUUUACUCUCCCUCCCUCUGUUGGAGCCUCCGCUUUUCCAUGAAACAGUUCUAGCACAACUCGGCUCGGCUCGGCUCAUUUGGUAUCAGUCACGCCGUUUUUCCCAUGACUUCCCCAUCCUCAACAUGGGCGGGGCCAUCGUAGCACGGCUGCGCGAAACUGCUGCGGCGUCGUUUUAAUACGCAACACAAAUAGUCAGUGACGGUCAAAGCAGUUGUUUUGGGUGUAACUGAAUCGUUAGAAUCAGUUCAUUAAAAAGAUUUGUUCACUGAAAUACGACUGAGCGGGUCGUGAUUCGGCUCACGGCCGCCGGCUUUCAGCAGUGCUGUCGCUAAAUACACCAGACUCCUCUGUUAAAUAUUGAGAUAUUAGACAGUUCCUUUGAUAAAUGUUGGAGAUUAACACGUGAUCAAGGCAUUGUUCGCUUUGAUUCUUGCGUCGGACGUCGCGCUCAUGACUCUUCCAGUGACGACACUCUCUGACCAAUCCGUAGCCGGCAGUCUGUCGACGUCACAUUUUAGUAUCGGAUCCUUUUCCUUGGAACCCUCAACAGAGCAGGUACUAUCGUGAAUGGAAAAGACGAGUCGUGCUAGAACUGUGUAAUAGAAAAGCCUUUUAAUGAAGACAAAGGUCACAGUCGAUAGAGACUGCUCACCUUUGGGUUAACCAAUAGAAAAAAUGUUAUUGCUCUUGAUGCUAAUGGUUCUAUUGUUCAUGAUACUGAAGCGAAUAAUAAUAUUAAUGAUGAUGUUGAUGAAAUAGAAGAAAAAAAAAUAACAACACUUUUCUCUUUAUUACUCAACGAGUUUAAAAAUAACUUAGAUUUAAAAAAAAAACAUACUAUAGCAGAGAUACUUAUAACAAUGUGUGUGUACUACUUUUUAAGCUAGUUUAUAAUUAUCGUGUUAUGUUUAUUUAGUUUUUUUUAUUUUAUUUUCUAAUCUGUAAACCUGCCUCAGCGAAGAAAAGGGAGCUACUGAUUGGUCACAUGGUGGACCCGUUAUCCGUGACAGUACUUCCUGCGUAACGUUGCCUGGUUCUUUACGUCUUCCAUUUGCCCCGUUUGUACGUGACUGUCUUGUUUUCCCUUUGGAUUCGAGGAAGUAUAAGCGGAAGUUGUUUUUUUUUUCCGUCUUUCAGUUUGGAAGUUGCAUGUGUGGUAUCCGCCCAUGUGAAUACUGACCAGAUGAUCUUUUAUAUGAGCUGCGUGGAUUUGAAAAUGCAGGUGUGUUUUGGGGGGUUUUUGUGAUGAAAGUGUUGGCAGGUAAACGCAAAGACGCAAGACUGAGGGUGUCUGCACACGUUAGCUAGCUAGCUAGAUAGCACCCUGUUGCUAACGCUAGUUGCACACUGAAUAGUGCUUCCAACACUGCUGGCCGUGCUAAUAUUUAGUCCUGUGUGCUACUUACCAGGGAGCGUUACAUCACCGAGUAGUAAUGCGAGGAUGGAUAUUGUACCGUAGUGUCCGAUGUGGCCAGAAGGGAUCACUGUGCUCACGUUCUGGGUUGUAAAACAGUUUAUGCUGUGUUCACACAGGGCGUGGGUUUACGUAAAAAAUUGUCAACACACAGACGCGAGUGGAUGCAAUUUGUGCGAAUGGCGUGACGACGCUCGAGUUGGAAAUGUCAUCCAACCUUGGCAAAGAGUUUGCGUCGACGCGAUGACCAAUCAGCACUGAGAUUCUCCCGGUGAGGUCACGUACUUGCUGGCGGGCCAGACCGCGGCUCUACGACACAAAUCGGCCAGAAGUCGAGCAGCUAAUUUGAUGACUUUUUAGCUUCGUUCCGCGGCCAGGCCAGAAUUUCCCGGGGUGAUACCAACUCCGGGCGUUUCGUCCCAGAUGUGGAGCGUCUGCUCGUCAUACGAAAGUAUCGUCAGAAGCGGUUCUCAUCCGUACCGAGCUCCCAAAGUGAAUUCACCAAGUUGUUUCCGGCUCCGGAUGGUGUUAUGAAACCCCACAAAACGGCGGUUUUCUUCUCUGCAGGCGUACUGAGGUGUGAAAAGAAAUGCCCAGUACUUCUGUCUUAGGGCCAAAAUACGGCCUUUUCCAGAAUUUGCAUCGAUCAGCGCGAAAAAUUCACGUUCGGUGUGAACUUGACAUUAGCCAUACCCGUACAUGGAUACCUCCUCACAAACCCAGCAUACUUGAGUUUUUGUGCAUGCGACAAGAGGUAAAAUGAACAUGCACUCCUUUCCAGCAACAAGCGACUUUAUUCAACAAGAUAAUUCAAGAGAAUUCUGUGUGUGUCUGUGUGUGAGUUUAUCUAAAAAAGAGUAUGCGGUGUGUGUCUUGUUAGCACAGAUGCAGCCUGAAGAGGACAAAUGUCUGGGACCUUUACAAAGGUUUAGUGAUAUCAGAUGGGUAUCAAUUAGCGUCAGGAAUAUAAAAAACGGUGCUGUCAUCAGUAUUUAUGUCACAUUAAUUCCAUCUUUGCUGACAUUUUCUGGUUCCCAACCAUACCUUAAUGAUGAGACGCUACUAGCAUAACACGAUUAUGUUUGACGUGGUGCUACGUAGUUUACUCUCCAGCAAACAAGUGCCCAAAUGUUGCCCUAAUGACUGAAGCUAGCACUCAUUGUGGUUCAACGUGUAGCUAGUUAGAUUAGUUUUGUCUCACUUUAAAUUAAAUUUAGCUAAAAAUGCAGCACCUCGACUGCUAGCACACAAGCUAACAUGGUGUUUCAGCACCACAUACAGGUCUGGCAUAUUUCUUGAAAUUGUUCUGCGUUUCCAGAAAGCUUUUUAAGACGUUUGUACAGGGAACGUUAUGUUCCUGCGUGGCUAAGGCCGUAUUCCUGACCAUGAACCAGCCCGUUCACUGCCACCAGGUGGAGAAGAAGCGUUGCCACAAAGGUCUCAUGUUUGCGAUAUAAUCAGCCAGUAUCUGAAGCAACUGACCUGGAAUCGCUGCCAAAAAAAGACAAAUUCAACUGCCAAAAACCGAAGGCCCAAAAUUUCAACGGUAGAAAGGCUGUGAGCAAAACAUGUUGCAUCUUUUUGAGUAUCAGUUAUUGCGUCUCUGUCACUGAAUCUUCGUUCAUGUUUCAACAGCAGAUCAAUACAAAGCUUAACCACUGCCGUCUGACGGGUACAUGUAGCCGUUAGACUUGACCGUACGUGUGAAGGACCCGUAAAUUAAAAACAAUCCAGUAUCCGUGGAGCAAAUUGUGCAUUUUUAACAAAAAAAAAAAAUAAGCAGUAUCAUCUUUAUGUCCUGUUUUUUUCCACAUGCUAACUCUUCUUUUACUACAAACCUGUUGGAUGAAGUUCACAUGAAUGAGGAGAGUGACGGUUAAGUCAUUGGAAGGUCUACGAAAUGGAUUUUUCGCCGCUGUCCAGAGUGAACAGUGUAAAUAUUUUUGCCCCUCCCCGAUGGAAAUUGAUUUUUUUUUUUGUAUCAGAAAUGGGAUAAAGGAGGGAAGCAUGGAAUAAAAAAAAAGCCAAAUAACGAAAAAGGAGCAGAGCUUCUUUUGGAGCGUUGGGCUGUGUGAUUGUAAAUGCUCGUCCAUUUUUUUGUCUCACUUAAUUUUUACUUUAUUGUUUUUUUCCCUUUCCCCUUGUGUUUUUUUUUCGGGGGGGAUUUCUUUUCUGCUCUGUGAAGUGUCAGUUUACCGUCCCAGUGUGCUCACAACUUACUUAACUGUGUGAUAGCUCUUGUGAAACUUUUUUAGCAUUAGCACCGAUAAGGGAGAAUAAUAUAAUUAACAAAUAAAAAAAUUAAAA